AUGUCCAGGCUACUGCGCCCAGGUCUUGUCCGGACGGCUGCCAUCACAGCCGGCGUGGGCACUGCUACCGGUGGACUCAUCUGGUACACGUACCGGCCACGAAACAUCCCCGGCUAUGCGCCGCCGGCCGUGCCUCCCCCCAAGUUCGGGGCCGAUGGCAAUUUCCGGCUGCCGCGGUUUCCGCGCACAAAGGACCGCGACGAGAACAUUGCAGCGCUCCGGCAGAGCAGCACGGCCGACGGGACGGAGUACGACAUGCUCGUAAUCGGCUGCGGAGCCACGGGUGCGGGUGUGGCCCUGGAUGCAGCCACACGGGGCCUGCGGGUGGCCGUGGUCGAGCGUGACGACUACAGCAGCGGCACCAGCAGCAAGAGCACCAAGCUGGUGCAUGGCGGCGUGCGAUACCUGGAGAAGGCGGUCUGGAAUCUAGACUAUGCACAGUACCGGCUGGUGCGCGAGGCGCUGAAGGAGCGCAAGUGCUUCUUGCAGACGGCACCGCACCUCAGCAUGUGGCUGCCGAUCAUGUUGCCGCUGGACAGGUGGUGGAAGGUGCCGUACUACUGGAUGGGCACCAAGUGCUACGAUUUUCUAGCCGGAAGCGAGGGCAUCGAGAGCUCGUACUUUCUGACCAAGUCCAAGGCCGUCGACGCCUUCCCAAUGCUGAAGCAGGACGGCCUGGUGGGCGCGCUGGUGUACUACGACGGCGCGCACAACGACUCGCGCAUGAACGUGUCGAUCGCCAUGACGGCGGCGCUGUACGGAGCAACGGUGGUCAACCACAUGGAGGUGACGUCGCUGACAAAGGACGAGGCCGGCCGUCUGACGGGGGCGCGAGCACGUGACUGCGUGCCUGCGCGGAACAACAAGAACGCGGACGAGGUGACGAUCCGGGCACGAUGCGUGGUCAACUGCACCGGUCCCUUUACGGACGGGAUCCGCAAGAUGGACGACCCGGGCUGCACGGACAUUGUGGCGCCGGCUUCGGGCGUGCACAUCAUCCUGCCCGGCUACUACAGCCCGGGCAAGAUGGGCCUGAUCGACCCGUCCACGUCGGACGGGCGCGUCAUCUUCUUCCUGCCGUGGCAGGGCAACACGAUCGCCGGGACGACGGACGAGCCGGCAGUGAUCAGCAAGAAUCCGCUGCCAGACGAGAAGUCGAUCCAGUGGAUCCUCGGCGAAAUCAGCCAUUACCUGUCGCCCGACAUCCAGGUGCGGCGCGGUGACGUGCUGGCGGCCUGGUCCGGGCUUCGGCCGCUGGUGCGAGACCCCAAGGCCACGCGGACGGAAGCGCUGGUGCGCAACCACCUAGUCGACGUGUCGGCGUCGGGACUGCUGACCUGUGCCGGCGGCAAGUGGACGACGUACCGCCAGAUGGCCGAGGAGUGUGUGGACGCGGCCGUGCGGACAUUUGGGCUGCAGACGCGGCCGCUGUCGAGAUUGAUGUCGAAGAUGCCUCGCAUCAGCGGCAGCGACGACGUGCGGCUCGUCGGCGCUCACGGCUUCAGCCGCACCCUCUUCAUCAACCUGAUCCAGCACUUUGGUCUGGAGACCGAUGUGGCCCGCCAUCUGACCGAGAGCUACGGCGAUCGUGCCUGGACGGUCGGCGCGCUCUGUCGGCCGACCGACCGCCGCUUUCCGGCGCGCGGCGACCGCCUCUCGCAGCUGUACCCCUUUGUCGACGGCGAGGUGCGCUAUGCCGUGCUGCACGAACACGCCCAGACCGCCGUCGACGUGCUCGCACGCCGCACCCGUCUGGCCUUUCUGAACGCACAGGCCGCUCUCGAGGCGCUGCCACGCGUCAUCGACAUCAUGGCACAGGAGCUUCGCUGGGACCGGAGACGACAGGACGUUGAGUGGAAAGAUACCGUUGCCUUCCUCGAGUCCAUGGGCCUGCCACAGCCCAUGCUGACGGCUACGAGAGCCCAGGUCGAGUCGGGAAAGCUCGACUUUUCCACGUCGCUCGAGUACAAGAUGUACUCGCGACACGACAUGCCGGUAGAUGAGUCCUCGUGA
Messenger RNA from Grosmannia clavigera kw1407, 2013 nucleotides. RefSeq names its product glycerol phosphate dehydrogenase mitochondrial. The transcript is spliced from 3 exons. Bases 1 to 2013 code for a protein of 670 amino acids. Gene Ontology annotation, molecular function: glycerol-3-phosphate dehydrogenase (quinone) activity. Gene Ontology annotation, biological process: glycerol-3-phosphate metabolic process. The record is from RefSeq and is a predicted model, not a curated record. NCBI's taxonomy places the organism in Eukaryota, Fungi, Ascomycota, Sordariomycetes, Ophiostomatales, Ophiostomataceae. Gene Ontology annotation, cellular component: glycerol-3-phosphate dehydrogenase (FAD) complex; mitochondrion.